Molecule: messenger RNA, 1827 nt
Organism: Cryptomeria japonica (Japanese cedar)
Lineage: Eukaryota; Viridiplantae; Streptophyta; Pinopsida; Cupressales; Cupressaceae
Product: cytochrome P450 750A1
Exons: 2
Coding region: 54-1577 (507 amino acids)
Molecular function (GO): oxidoreductase activity, acting on paired donors, with incorporation or reduction of molecular oxygen; iron ion binding; monooxygenase activity
Source: RefSeq, a predicted model, not a curated record
UUAAAUAGCCAUCACUUGAAGCCAUUAAUGGCAGAGACAAUCAAUUUUUGGUAAUGGAGCUCCCCAUUGUGAGAUUUUCCAAAUUAGUCGGAGCAGAUGCUUUUCCUGCAAUAGCCAUGCUUUUUAUCUUUUUCUGCUUUGUUUACACCUUGAGAAGACUCGCUCCAACAAGAUUGCCCCCUGGACCCUUUGCAUGGCCCAUCAUAGGAAAUCUCCACCAGCUAGGAAUGCUUCCUCAUCAUUCUCUUAAAGAUCUUGCCCAUAAAUAUGGACCCAUAAUGUACUUGAGACUGGGUUCUUUUCCUACACUCGUUGUGUCUUCUUCAGACAUGGCCAAAGAAGUAUUAACAACCCAUGAUUUAGCUUUUGCAGGCAGGCCUUCACUGGCUGCAUAUUUCGCUUAUAAUCAAAAGCCCGCGUCUUUAGCUCCAUAUGGAGAUCACUUCAGGCGUGUGAAAAAGAUAUGGAUGACCCAGUUGCUGAGUGCAAAAAGAUUGGAGUCCUUCAGAGUUGUUAGAGAGGAAGCAGUUUGUGCAGCCAUGCGUUCUGUUUGGGAGAAGAGCAAAGAGGGAACUGUUUCUGUUAAUGUUAGUCAUGUUUUGCUCUCGCUUACCAAGAAUUUAAUUUGGCAAAUACUUGCUGGCAGCAUAUAUUCUGUUGGCUCUUCAGAACAAGGAUUUCUGUAUAAUAAAGAAAUUGCUGAUAUGAUGGAGCAAGUGAUUGAAACCGUUAAUGCAGUUAACAUUGGAGACUCUGUUCCUCUCCUUGGCUGGCUGGAUGUGCAAGGUUUGAAGAAGAAGAUGAGGGAGGCCAACGAUUCAUUUGACAGACUUAUUCAGAAUGUAAUUGAUGAACAUGCUUCUGCUAAGAGCAGUCAGAAGUCCACUGUGGAGGAUGUCAUUGAUGCCCUUCUGGACAUGGCUGAGACUGAUGAUAGUCUUGACAUCAAAUCAAUAAUAUUUGUUCUGCUCUUCAGUGCAAUAGAAACAACAGCUGCCUCAUUAGAAUGGGCCAUGGUAGAGAUGCUGAGAAAUACCCACGUAGCCAAGAAGCUGGAGCAAGAAAUUGACUCUGUAGUAGGCAAAGACCGGAUGGUAAGAGAAUCUGAUCUGCCCAGCAUGGAAUACCUGCAUUGUGUGGUUAAAGAGACCUUGAGAUUAUACCCAACGGGGCCAUUAAUGCUACCCCAUGAAUCUACAGAAGCUUGCACUGUGGGACCUGAUCGAUUCAUUAUACCUGAGAAAACAAGGCUUAUAGUUAACCUGUGGGCAAUACAUACAGAUCCAGCAUCAUGGGAAGAUCCUCUGACAUUCAAUCCUGAAAGAUUCAUGGGUCAAGAUAUUGAUAUCAAAGACAGGGACUUCAAGAUGCUUCCUUUUGGGACAGGAAGAAGGGGAUGCCCAGGGAUUCUAAUGGCUCUGGGGACUAUAGAACUUGUGUUGUCACAGCUCAUGCAUUGCUUUCACUGGAGACUUGAAAGCGAUCAAUCUGCUUUGGACAUGAGCGAAGUGCUUGGGGUUGCUCUGAAGAGAAAGAAAAAUCUCCUUUCUAUUCCAACAUUGAAAUUGUCUCUCUAAAUUUGCUGAUGCAUUAAGAUAUGCUUUCAUGGAGUUCCUACCUUUUAGGUUUUGAUAGUGGUCAUUCUGCUCUUUAUAAGUCUUUGUGCAUCUCCCAUGGGGCAUCAUGUCACUGAAACAGAGAUGUUCAUUUGCUGGGUUUUGCUUUAUUCUGAUCUCCUUUUCUACUGUGUUAGAAUGGGUUGAAUUUUUGUCCCAAUCCUGAUCAACUUUAAAUAGACUCUAAUUUAUAGAUCUUUUUUCACACAAA